ACCCCCUCCCCGAUUUGCCUCUAGCCUCUAGCUAGCUCCCCAAUUUGACUUCUGACAAAGAUCGAUCAUGGCGUCGUUCCGGCUAUCCACAUUUGUACUGCUACUGCUUGCUCUGUCGUUGCUGCUGCCUCUUCUCUCUUCCGCUCGCUACACCACUCUUUCUUUCUCAGAGGACGCGAUUACAGUGGUGGAGGGAAGGGCAUUGAUGAAGCUGUCGCUGACGGAUUAUGGAGAACCUUCAGCGAACCAGGGCCACGAUCCUUCGCAAAGCAAGUCCCGCGGUCGUGCUGACGAUAAUCAAGGACGCGGCGGCGCUAAUGGGCACCGUGGGCGCCGUCGCAGAGACUAGAUAAUAUAUUGUUCAGUGACGG
Molecule: messenger RNA, 371 nt
Organism: Linum trigynum
Lineage: Eukaryota; Viridiplantae; Streptophyta; Magnoliopsida; Malpighiales; Linaceae
Source: the annotation of a GenBank genome assembly